AGAUUUGAUCGAGUAAAAUACAGCUGAUUGGAAAAUCUGAUAAAAUGACAUCCAGCCGACGCUAGAGUGGCAACGAACGAAUAAUUCCAUCAUUUUAGUCAAACCUAAAAGUUCCUAAAGUCUAGCCUUAGAGUAGCUAAGUAGCUAAAAUGUAUAACUCGAAUGAAUUCCUUCAUAGUGCAGGCGUUAGUCGCCAUAUGCAAGCAACUGGGGAAACGCCUUCACAGAAAACUAGUAUGAAACGGCGUUCCUGCGAAGUCCCUUUAGGAGACAUAUCUUCUAAUAACUUCAAGGUAUCCUUAGGCGAUAUAACUAAUGAUACUAACUACGAUUGCCGGUCGAUGCGUUCUACCCAUUCUGAGGACACUAGAUCCUUACGAUGCUAUAGACCCAUAGAUAGCAGAAGUGUCAAAAACUUCAGGUCUUCCUUAGCGGAUAUCUCGGGAGUCUCGAACUUUUCUCUUUCGAGACCGCCGAGUUAUGAUCAGUUAUCUCGAAGAUCUUUUAUUGAGGGGCCAGAAGGGCAGGGGAUCACGUCGAGCAUUGAAGGAGUAUUGUGGUCUGAUGAAGAGGAAAACGAGUACUUCUACCACGAGAAUAUCACGUCGGCUUGGAAUGAAGACUUGGCGGCGAUACGACAGUUGCUAGAGAAUGAAACUGGGGGAACAACCUGUCCCAGUUGUAACAUGCCCUUUGAUAAGGGUAAAAAGAGAAAGCUGAUAGACACCUGCGGACAUGAGCGCUGCUACUCCUGCAUGUUCAGGAACGAAGCGUGCCCCAUCUGUGCGAGGAACAGUCAGGGACGAAGACCUGUGAUGGAGCGCUACACGCCGUCACCGCGCCCGGAGCCAGACUGGCAGUCUCCCAUGCGACUUCCGAAGCCGCCCAAACCCACCUUGGCACAAAGCUGCCCCACACCACCACACACCAGAAGAAGAUUCUUCCUCAGUCCCAAGUCACUCCGGAGCCCGUUCGGCCAGCGGUCCAGCCGUCAUUCGCAUGAGAACCACGUGCCCCUGUCUGGAUUGCCAGAAGAAGGGCCGAGGAGUGCGGCGUGGCACAGUCUGGUCUUCAAUAAGAUCAGAUCGUUGUGGACGUCCCACACGUCAAUGCCUCAAGGGCUCAACCAGUUGACAGAUGACGAAGGAGGUCACAUCAAGCAAGGCUACGAGUCGCGUCGACAGAACGAUCUGUACAUGCGGCUGGGGCUAUUACUCGGCGAGCGGCGCGGUGCUCGUAACAAGGCUCGAGAUAGCUGCACUUCGCUCGCCUCUCUCGAUGCACAUACGUUGGCUUCUCACAACACUAGCCCGGUAUCAACUUUGACUGGGUCAUCAGAAGUGGAAGCAGCUACGCCUCUUGGCCGCGACUCACUUGGCUCCCUCGCGUCUAUGUCCCUGUCUGCAGCCAGCAACUGCUCGUCUUCCAGUCCUGGCAGCCGCAGACAUUCUGUUAACGCUUUACAAAACGCGAGAUCAGAAGAACUGACUCGGAUGUCCAGUGGAUUUUUCAAGAAUAGAAAAACUGCUGCCAGACGCUCCGCUAGAGUCAACAGCAAACAAUCUUCGAGUUCUACUGAAAUCAAAAAAGUGCACCCAUCGCCGCAACUAACACUACGACCUCUUUUCUUCGAAGUUCCAUCAACUCAGAAUCAGAGUAUAUUCUCUGGGCGACAUUGGCUUAUGAGAGAUAUGGAGAAGUCUUUGGAAUCUAGUUCGGCAGGUAUCUUGAUCUCAGGCUCACCAGGGACAGGCAAAACAGCCUUGAUUCUCCAACUGGUCGAGUACUCAUGCUUCGGUCGAAAAAGGAACUUUGAAUACGAGGAACUACGAGAACAAUCGGAUAUAAGGGAAGUCGGACCGGAAGAAAUAACUGCUGAGAUGUUCACACAUCUCGCUGCUAACGUUGUCGCUUAUCAUUUUUGUCAGGCUGACAACAACAGCACAUGUUUAGUCGGAGAAUUUGUGCACUCUCUAGCAGCACAGCUGUGCCAAGCACCUAAACUCCAAGCCUACAGAGAAUACUUGCUCAGUGAACCACAUCUGCUCUCUUGUUUGUCUUUGAAGGAGUGCAUAGCAGAUCCCGACCUUGCAUUCAUGAGGGGAAUCAUUGAGCCACUGAUCAUUUUGAGGAGAAAUGGCAGUAUAGAAUCCACCAACAGCAUCAUCCUGGUUGAUGGUCUUUGUGAAGCAGAGUAUCACAGACCUGACCACGGAUAUACCAUCGCCUCCUUCCUCGCCAGACAUGUGCCUGAGAUGCCGACGUGGCUCAAAGUUGUAGCCACUGUCAGGACACAAUUUUUAGAAAUAGCCAAACAACUACCCUACACAAGACUAAGCCUGGAUGACUCUGACAAUGUCCACAAAGAUUUGCUGGAAUAUUUCAACGCAAGAGUUCAAGCUGCGCCGAUCAUAGAAACAAACAUCAAGUGUUCUACAGGAAAAUCGGAAGGAGUUCAUAAUUCAGUCUUGAAGUUCGCUCAAUACGUUCUUCAUUUGAGCCAAGGGUCGUUCUUGUUCCUAAAAUUGAUACUAGACCUGCUUGAGAGGAGUCACAUUGUGGUGAAAUCGACGAACUACAAAGUUGUGCCAAUAUCGUUGGCUCAAAUAUUCUUGCUCCAAUUUAAUUUAAGAUUCCCGACUGUGCAGUCAUUUGAGAAAGUGACACAUAUCCUAAGCGUAUGCUUAGCAGCUCUCUACCCUCUCACGUUAGUGGAGAUAUAUUACUCUGUGAACUCAUUAUUGGUAGACACUUUUCUACCAUGGGAUGAAUUCUGCCACAGAUUCGAAAGCCUCACCGACUUCCUUGUGAAAAGAAUCGAUAACACGUAUAUGUUCUUCCAUCCUUCCUUCAGGGAAUGGUUGAUUCGACGUGAUGAUAAUGAAAGCCCAAAAUUCCUCUGCGAUCUCAGGGCUGGGCAUUGUGGGAUAGCUUUCCGAUUAUCAAGAGUGCAGGCACCAUUAGAUGCGGAAAAAACAAUGGAGUUAGGCCAUCACAUCUUGAAAGCUCAUAUGUACAGAAACUUGGGGCCAGCGCAGUUGGGGUUGUGUCCCAGAGAUCUGCAGGCAAUGAUGGUGACGACUAGUUCAGCAAACGUAGGAGAGUCUAUCGCUAAUUUGAGGAACAUUUACACACCGAACGUCAAAGUCUCCCGACUGAUGUUGCUAGCUGGUUCAUCACCUAAUCAGAUCACCGAAUGUCUUGGAAAUGCUCCCUUGCUCUGUAUGUACGCGUAUCAAGGAAUCCUAUCAAUGGUCGGACUACUUAUUGAAUUCGGAGCAGAUUUAGAAAUGACCAACUCGCAAGGAUGUUCAGCAUUGUCAUUGGCAUGUCAAAGAGGACACACUGAUGUUGCUAGAAGGCUGAUCGCUGCAGGAUCAUCGCUCAGCCAUACUGAUACAGCAGAACAAACUCCUCUAGUACACGCAGCUAAGAAUGGCCACAGAGAUACAGUCAUCUACCUGCUUGGCUGUCAAACAGGGAAGGACGAUAGGAAUUCUAUUGACAUCAAUGAAGAAAACAUCGAGCAGUUGGUGCCGGGAUCAAGACAUGCUCUGAUUGCAGCUGCGCAGAAUGGUCACUUGGAUAUUGUAGAAUAUCUACUAGACACCGCUGAACUAAUACCCGACGGUAUCUGCCCAGUGACAGGUGAGACAGCGCUAACAGCGGCUUGUUCCACCGGCAACGCUGCCAUUGCCGAUGCUCUCCUCAUACGUGGAGCAACUCCAUACUCCUUAAACGCCAGACAGAUGUCCCCACUGGCCCUAGCUGCUAAAAAUGGACGAACAGCUCUGGUACUAAGACUAUUGGAUUCUGGAGCUGAUGUUAUGGGGUCUGGAGGAAAGAAUCCAUUGAUCCUAGCUGCCGCUGAGGGACACGCUGAUGUCAUUGAAAUGCUUUUGGCUCAUGGUGCUGAUCCCGAUGCAGUAGAUGCCGAUGGUAUUCCAGCUCUUGGCUGGGCAGCACUCCGCUCUAGAGUUCCCACAUUGAUGGUGCUUUUAGAUAAAGGCGCUAACAUUGAUCAACCAGACGGUAGUGGAAGAACUCCACUCGGCCUUGCUUGUGGAGGACCAGCUGAUUUGGUAGAGAUCUUGUUAGAACGUGGAGCUUCAUUGGAGAGAGUAGAUCACAGUGGACUGAGACCCUUGGAUAGGGCGAUUGGACAACGGAAUGUUCAUGUGGUCAAUUGCUUCCUGAGAAAAGGCGCUAAACUUGGACCAACAACAUGGGUCAUGGCGUCAGGCAAACCAGAAUUUAUGCUAAUACUGCUGAACAAGUUGCUAGAAGACGGGAACAUGUUAUACCGUAAGAACCGGCCUUCGGAAGCGGCACACAGAUACAACUAUGCCUUGAAGAAGAUCAACCCACUGAUCAGUGAUGAGGGUCUGACCACACCCACCACACAACCGGUGCCUCACGAACACGUGUCAGCUUUUGUCCAAUUGAAAACCAACCUGCUGCUUAAUUUGUCGAGGUGCAAGAGAAAGUUAAAUGAACCGUCAGACGCUCUCGACCUCGCCGCGCGGGCUUCUGCGCUACGUCCGAAUGCGUUCGAGUGCGCCUACGCCAUGGCGCGAGCAAUCCUCGCUUUGAACAAACCUUCUGAAGCUCUACCCCAUGCAAGGAGAGCCUUACUCCUCGCUCCACCCAAUGACAUGUCAACCGUAAGAACUCUAAAGGCCUUGCAACAAGAAAUUCUCACAAGGAUCAAUGUCGGGUCCCACAGUCUAAACGGAGAUACACGGUCCAUAAGAAAUUUUGAUACGAUUAGUUUAAAUAUGCCGUAAUUUUCUUUAAAAAUAUGGUACAAAAUCGAAAUUAUGAAUACAAAUAACCGGUAAUUGGAAAUUUAUCGGUUUUUAUUGUUAAUUCAUAAUAUUAUUAUAAUACUUAUUUCUAAAAUGAAACGUGCAUUAAUGAGGCUAAAAUUAAAUUUUAUGUGUGGAAAAUUCAAAAUUAUUAUAUUUUUUUUGUGUACCCAAUUGAGUGAUUGUUUGACAUUAUAUACAGCGCAGUGCGUUGAAUUUUAAUUUAUAUAAAACUAUGUGUCUAUAAUUAAUUACCCAACUAAUUACACCUUUUUUUUAAAUGUAUGAAAUACUUUAUUUUAAAUUACCCACAUUUUCUAUCUUCUUUUUGAAUAGAAGACAGUUGUCUUUUCGUAUAUCUUUAGUUUUUAUUAAUUACUUGUUUACAUUUAACUACAAUUUGUUAUACUUGGCUUUCCAAGUAUUCCUUAUUCUGUAUGUGAUGUAAUGACAAUUUUAUAUUUUGUAAAUAUGUAUCUCUUGAAUAAGUGUAAAGUUCACUUUUAUUAUAAUGAUUAUAAAAUAGGUUAACUCGAAUAGUUUCAUUGUUUUUAUGUAUAGACGCUUGCCAUUUUUC
Pectinophora gossypiella (pink bollworm) is the source of this 5385-nucleotide messenger RNA. RefSeq names its product protein TANC2 (gene rols). Bases 150 to 4787 code for a protein of 1545 amino acids. Lineage: Eukaryota; Metazoa; Arthropoda; Insecta; Lepidoptera; Gelechiidae. The transcript has 18 exons. Gene Ontology annotation, molecular function: protein binding. The record is from RefSeq and is a predicted model, not a curated record.